CUGAUUGUUUCAUUCAAUAUUUCCAGAUUGUCCGAAGAAGAAGUCGACGUGCACGCUUCUGGAAUAUGGGACUCUUGUUCCUUAUCUACUACUGCGUUACUGUGUACUCAGCCAAGGGUGAUGAAAAACCCGAAACUGCAUUAAAUCCCGACAGUUUGCAGGAGGAUGGGGAUAGCGCUUUAGGUGAAACAUCUGAUAAGGAGGUAGAUCUCUCAGACGCCAAUGCGGCUGAUAGUACAUUAGGACCAAGUGUUACAACGGAGGGUGCCACCAUUAUGUCCACAGCACCAACACAUACUGCUGCUAAACAUGCCGUUCCUACUUGGCGACCGAAACGAAAUUGUACUCCACCCGCUAUUGAACAAUUCCCACAGCCAUUGAUGGGCAAAUGGGCACGCCAACAUGGUGGACUCAUCAUUCAUAUCAUCGUUGCCGUAUUUACGUUUUUCGGUUUGGCUAUCGUUUGCGAUGAAUACUUUGUCGCCAGUUUGGAUCGUUUAUGCGAAGAACUAAAACUUGCACCUGAUGUAGCGGGCGCCACUUUCAUGGCGGCUGGUAGUUCGGCGCCCGAAUUGGCUACAGUGGUGAUCGGAGUGUUCUUUGCAAAAGAUGAUAUCGGCAUAAGUGGUGUUAUUGGCUCGGCGGUAUUCAACAUUAUGUUCGUGAUAUCGGUUUGUGCUCUCUGCUCUGGAACUGUUUGCCAAUUGAAUUGGUGGCCUUUAGUGCGAGACUGCUUCUUCUACAGUCUAUCCAUUCUGGUUAUGCUGAUCAUCAUUUUCAAUGACGUUAUCUCGUGUUACGAAGCGGUAUUCAUGUUGCUCUGCUAUGUGGGAUAUUGCGUUGCUCUUACAUUCAACACGGAACUGGAACGAUGGGCUUUAUCCUUAAAUUUACCAUUCAAAUUGCCAACCAAAGAGGAACAAUCGUCGCUGGUGACCUACAAAAAUAUACCCGAUAGUUCGUACACACAAGGCACACAACAACAACAGCAAACGAGUUUGACACAAGACGGAGCCUCCGGAUCGCAACAACAACAACAACAACAGUCAACAAGCGAAUAUCAAAAUUAUGGAGAUCCAAAUUCUAGUUGGGAUCCGAACGCCGCUUGGGGCGAAGAUUCGUCGACAAAUCCAGUGGGAGUCAGUGUUAGAUACGGCCAACCACCAGGCGAAGAUGACUGGGGCACAAAUACAUUUACCACCUCAGGACCCGGCUCUGGUCAUGAAAAUUAUGCAUACAAUCCCGAUCAACCGGAUGCAGUCGUCACACCAACAAAUACAAAUGAUGACGGCAGCAAACCGGUUGUCGGCAAACCACAGCCAACUGGCGUAGAAUACUAUAAAUCAUCUGACAAGUCGAAAGAGGCACGCCCCAAUCCAUUGGAACGUCCCACGGCAGGCGGACUUCCAACACUGAUCUCCUGGUAUGUCGUCUAUCCCAUACACUAUUUGUGCCAGAAAACUAUGCCGGAUUGUCGCACUGAGAAAUACCGCAAUUGGUAUCCAUUCACAUUUAUCGUGUCGAUGAUUUGGAUCUCCUUCUAUUCGUAUUUUAUGGUUUGGAUGAUAACGGUGAUUGGCUCAACAUUGGCCAUACCGGACACGGUUAUGGGAUUGACAUUUGUUGCU
This is a messenger RNA of Rhagoletis pomonella (apple maggot), 1628 nucleotides long. RefSeq names its product probable sodium/potassium/calcium exchanger CG1090. The transcript has 4 exons. Gene Ontology annotation, biological process: intracellular calcium ion homeostasis; calcium ion transmembrane transport. Gene Ontology annotation, molecular function: calcium, potassium:sodium antiporter activity; calcium channel activity. Lineage: Eukaryota; Metazoa; Arthropoda; Insecta; Diptera; Tephritidae. Gene Ontology annotation, cellular component: membrane. The annotation marks the transcript as partial. The record is from RefSeq and is a predicted model, not a curated record.